UGUAGGUUCAAAACUUUCUUCUAACAAUCUUCUACUAUACUCGUAUCUGAGGUAUCUCAUAUUAUCAUAAUCUUCUCAAUUGUAAUAAUUAUAUUAAUUAAUAUGCAGGCACUCUUUAAUAAAUUAUACUAACCUGAUGUGUUCAUGGCAAAUUCCCACUUUACCCCCUUAAUACUUUUAUGCAGGUUAGAAGGCAAAUAAAAACUAGCACCAGGGCCUGACAUUUCUGUACUUAACCUACGUACUAUUUAUUAUACUGAUUGCAUUGCAUUUUUUUUAGCGUUUCAAUAAAUGACAUACACCUCGUCCUCGGUAAAUACGAUUUUUCAGUAAAAGAUGAACCUUAUGGUUUCCUAAUUAGGAAAUUGCAGACAGUCAUUAUACAUCCAAAGUACAAUAGCUAUGAUAUGGAACAUGACUUGGCACUGUUGCGAUUCGAUAAACCUGUCAUAUUUCAACCGAACAUUCUGCCUGUUUGCAUUCCAGAAGAUGAUUCAAAUUUUGCAGGAUUUUCUGCUCACAUCACUGGAUGGGGUGCUUUGUAUUAUGGAGGACUCUCAACUAUUGCGCUACAAGGAGCAACAGUUUCGGUGCUAAACAAUUCCGUUUGCGAAAAUAUGUUCCGUGCGGCUGGAUAUAUAAAGAAGAUACCAGACACAUUUAUCUGUGCGGGUUCGAAAGAUGGUGGUUACGAUGCGUGCAAAGGUGACUCAGGUGGGCCCAUGGUUGUACAGAGACCCGACAAUCGCUGGGUAGUGGCCGGUAUCAUAGCGUGGGGCAUGCGAUGUGGUGAACCAAAUAGCCCUGGGGUGUACAUGAGGAUCUCAAAGUUCAAAGACUGGAUCAAUAAAAUAAUAUUGCAAUCUUAAAAUACAAGGCGAACGCUCGACAUGUACAAAAUAUAACGUCAUAUCGGUUAGGUAUCUAUAGGUACCU
This is a messenger RNA of Acyrthosiphon pisum (pea aphid), 936 nucleotides long. Its product is annotated as serine proteinase stubble-like. Gene Ontology annotation, biological process: proteolysis. The transcript is spliced from 3 exons. Bases 408 to 869 code for a protein of 153 amino acids. Gene Ontology annotation, molecular function: serine-type endopeptidase activity. The record is from RefSeq and is a predicted model, not a curated record. NCBI's taxonomy places the organism in Eukaryota, Metazoa, Arthropoda, Insecta, Hemiptera, Aphididae.